Molecule: messenger RNA, 1266 nt
Organism: Dictyostelium purpureum
Lineage: Eukaryota; Evosea; Eumycetozoa; Dictyosteliales; Dictyosteliaceae
Exons: 2
Coding region: 1-1266 (421 amino acids)
Source: RefSeq, a predicted model, not a curated record
AUGAAAAAUCAAUUUAAAGAAAGAAAUCAUUUUUAUAUUAGAGUUGGCAAAGAAUAUGUAAUACCGUUAUUGUUAAUAUUACAUGAUCACGAAAAUUUUACAGAGCUUCAAUUCCAUGAGCUAAUUACAGUCACCCAGGGUAUUUUAAAGAAUCAUUUUUCAAAGAUACGAUACAGUUUUUAUUCAACCUAUUUAACCACUGAACAAUCAUCCACUUCAAAGCCACUAUACUUAAAAGAUAUAGGCUUUACUUUUCGGUUUGCCACAACAUAUCCCAAAUAUGCAAUUGUAGUAAAAAAUAAUUUAGAUACAAUACACCAAAACGAUUUAAAGAGAAGAGAGGAAGAAAAGAAAAGACAAUUAAAAGAAUUAAAAAAUGAUGAAAAUGAACAUGCAGAAGAAAAUGAAAAUGAAGAAAAAGGAAAUAUAGAUAUUGUAGAAAUUAUAGAUACAGAUAAAACUGAUCAAUGUACAAUCGUCAUAGAUGAAGAAAAUAGUAACAGCUUAACCGAUGAAAAAGAAAAAGAAAAAGAUAUAGAAAAUGAAAAUGAAAAAGAUAUAGAAAACGAAAACGAAAAUGAAAAUGAAAAUGAAAAAGAAAGUGAAAAAGAAAAGAUAGAUGACAGUGACUAUGAAGCGGAUGAAGAGGAUGAUAUAGAAAAAGAAUUUACAUUACCAAGUAAGAAGAAAACACCAACUAAAAAAAAUACAAAAAAAAAGAAUACAAAAAAGAAAGAAACCAUUGACUAUAGUAAACAAUCAGUUUUAUCAAAUCCUAUAGAAAUUAUUGAAACCAAGUUUGAUAGAGAAGAAGAUGAGGAGAAUAAUAAAACAACUACUACAACCACUACAACUACAACAACCACUACAACAAUUGACUUGGAUAAUGAAGAUGAGAAAAAUGAAGAUGAGGAAGAGCCGUCAUCACAGGACGUUUAUCUAGGUGGUAUUUAUCAUGGGUUAACAGUUACAGGUCACACUUUAGUUAUUGAAACACAAAAUAAAAUUGCAGGUACAUCAAAACCAAUUGAUUUGUUUUAUUAUAGUGAUGAAGAGGAUGAUGGAUUCAAUUUACCAGAUUCAGAGUCACAGCUUUCGACCUCAAGCUCUAGCUCUAAAAAGGUUAAGAAAACAACCACAACCACCACCACCAAAACAAGCACAUCACCAAAUAACUCGACAAGAAGAAAAACCAAAUCAACUAUUGCAACUGGAAAUAACAGUAUUAGCACCUAUUUUUCAAACACUGGAGCUAAAAAAAAAUAA